This is a messenger RNA of Danaus chrysippus (African queen), 408 nucleotides long. The record is from the annotation of a GenBank genome assembly. Lineage: Eukaryota; Metazoa; Arthropoda; Insecta; Lepidoptera; Nymphalidae.
UUGGUCGAUCAGUUGGUCGAUCAGUUGGUCGAUCAGUUGGACGAUCAGUUGGUCGAUCAGUUGGUCGAUCAGUUGGUCGAUCAGUUGGUCGACCAGUUGGACGAUCAGUUGGUCGACCAGUUGGACGAUCAGUUGGUCGACCAGUUGGACGAUCAGUUGGUCGAUCAGUUGGUCGACCAGUUGGACGAUCAGUUGGACGAUCAGUUGGUCGACCAGUUGGUCGAUCAGUUGGACGAUCAGUUGGUCGAUCAGUUGGUCGAUCAGUUGGACGAUCAGUUGGUCGAUCAGUUGGUCGAUCAGUUGGUCAAUCAGUUGGUCGAUCAGUUGGUCGAUCAGUUGGUCGAUCAGUUGGUCGAUCAGUUGGUCGAUCAGUUGGACGAUCAGUUGCCCAACCAGUUGCCCGACUAG